Daphnia pulicaria is the source of this 1259-nucleotide messenger RNA. It is a transcript of the gene Grx3, whose product is annotated as glutaredoxin-3-like. NCBI's taxonomy places the organism in Eukaryota, Metazoa, Arthropoda, Branchiopoda, Diplostraca, Daphniidae. The transcript is spliced from 8 exons. The coding region runs from base 134 to 1168 and encodes 344 amino acids. The record is from RefSeq and is a predicted model, not a curated record.
GUCGUCUGCUUGAUUUCCUCUCUGAGGCUUGAGAUCUGACCUGACUGAGUCACUGAGUCCCGAAGACAUAAAAGUCGCGCGCUUUGAUAAUCGCGAAUCUUGUUUGAAGCAGUCCCAAGAUAACGAAUUAACGAUGGCUGAAACUGGAGUUCUGGAACUGACUUCGCAAGAGCACUUUGAGACUUUUGUAAAAAGUCCUAAACUUGUGGUGAUUCACUUCUUUGCUGAAUGGGCCUCAGAAUGCCAACCUAUGAAUGAAGUGCUCGAUACCUUGUCAAAAGAAGAAGAAUUAAAGGGAGUGAUGUUUGCUAAAAUCCCAGCUGAAAAUUUUCCCAAGAUUUCUAUGCAGUGUAAGAUAUCUGCAGUCCCCACCUUCCUUUUCUACUUGGCGGGGAAGCAAGUCGAUCGUUUAGAUGGUGCCAAUGCAGCUAAGCUCACACAAAUGGUCAAAAACAAUAAUUCCAAAGCACAAACUCUUGAAGCUGCUUCUGCCCCUGUUUUGUCUGGAGAUGUGAAACCAGUUGAAGCUGUUAUAAAUACCAAGUCAACUGCUGGAAAUUCAGAUGAAAUCCUGAAAAAGUUAAUUAACAAAGCACCUGUUAUGUUGUUUAUGAAAGGGAAUACUGAAAAUCCCCAAUGUGGAUUUAGCAGGCAAGCAGUAGCUAUUUUGAAAGAACUAAAAGCAGAAUUCGGCACCUUUGACAUCUUUACUGAUGAGAAAGUAAGGGAAGAUUUGAAGAUCUACUCAAAGUGGCCAACAUAUCCUCAGCUUUACAUCAAAGGAGAACUAAUUGGCGGGCUAGACAUCAUGAAAGAAAUGGUUGCAAGUGGAGAUCUGGCUGAAAUGUUACCCAAGACUGGCACUUUGGAAGAACGAUUGAAACAGCUGACAAACAAGGCUCCUCUGGUGGCCUUCAUUAAAGGCGACCGUCACGUCCCCAAAUGUGGAUUCACCCGCCAGUUAAUUGAAAUUCUGAACGAUACCAAGUUGCCGUAUGAAACUUUUGACAUCUUGACUGACGAAGAGGUGAGGCAGGGCUUAAAAACGUUUUCCAACUGGCCCACGUAUCCUCAAGUCUACGUCAAGGGCAAUCUCGCCGGUGGCUUGGAUAUUAUCAAAGAAUUGCGGGAGGGUGGCGAGCUACUGUCAACUUUAAAGGGCGAGUAGAAUAUUUCACUGCCAUAAUUAAAGGCUUUUUUUGAUCGUUUGUUCGUUCUUUACCUCUCAAUAUAACAUUCUUUUGCGAACAUCGAACAUG